CUAAAAAUGAAAAUUUUUACUUGUGUAAUGUUUUAACGGGCGAUGUGGUAUAUACUUCUAUAGAAAAACGCCAAGAGGACUGGGAGCCUUUCUUUACUAGUGAUGAAAAGUUUUUUGGAAAGAUGUUCGCUAACGAAAUUUAUAUUUACAAGCUUAACGGAAUAAAUGAAGGUGUUUAUAAAAAGCUCAGAGUAGAAGGCCUUACUCACUGUUGCUGGUCUUCUGGUUCCAAUCCUUCUCUUUCUCUUUAUAUUCUGAAUAAACAAGGUAAACCUGAAGUAGUUCAGAUCCGAAAAUUUAAUAAUUUGGAGGUGAUAACGUCACAGACCACCUUUUUUGGUUCUAAAGAAGCAAAGCUACUUUGGAAUAAAACCGGUUCAAGUCUUCUUGUGAGAGCUUCUCUUGAAGAAGUUGGUGAUAAAAAAGCUUAUAUGGGAAACGAUGCUGCUCUGUUUUACUUAAGUUUGGACGGCCGAUUCAACACGCCAGUGAAUUUGCAAAAGAGUAAUCAGCUACACGAUGUUGCAUGGAGCCCCACAGAUGAACACUUGUUCAUAGCCGUAUUUGACUUUUCCCCUGCGAAAGUCAUGGCUUUUGGAAAAAACUGCGUUCCUUUGUUUUCCUUUGAGUCUUCUGCAUUUCGAAAUAGUGUUAUGUUUAGUAAACACGGAAAUCUGGUGUGCCUUGCAGGGUUUGGCAAUCUGAGGGGGACAAUGGAAUUUUGGGAUGUCUCUCGUCGGCUAUUGGUUUCGCGCUUUGUCGCCGAGGACACAACCGCUUUCUAUUGGUUUCCUGACAGCGAGCACGUGCUUACGUCCACAACUAGUCCUCGACUUCGUACUGACAAUCAGUUUAAAAUCUGGCACUACAGCGGGCAGCUUCUUUGGUGUGUUCCUUUUGAUCAACUGCUAGAGGUUUGUUGUGAACCAGCAAAGGUUGGAACUUUUCCUUUGAAACCAACCAUUCCAGUUCAAGAUAAUACGAAGGCCGUCAAAAAAGUGAGCGCCUUUCGCCCUUCUGUACUUGCAGCCUCCCCCGAUUUUAUAAAUCAGACAUACAGUCUAAACGGUCUGGAAAGACUGGAAGCAAGCUUAAAACCUUGUAAGCAAGUGCGGAGAGUCCCUGGUUUUACUGAACCUUCUUCGACGAAAAGUAAACCUAAGAAGAAGGAAAAAGUUACGUUAUAUCCUCUCAUUACAGCGAAGAAUAAUGCUGAAGAUGUAUCGGAAAGUUGGCCUCGCAGUAUUACUACUACAAAUAAAGUAAACUUAAAAGACGACCCGCAGAAACUACUCAAAAAUCUUAGAAAGAAGCAUCGGGAAAUAGUAGUUUUAAAAGAUAAGCAGCUCCAUGGUGCUGCGUUAAAUCCUGAUCAAGUUGCUAAAGUGUCUUCAGAAAGUAAAGUGCUUGAGGAAAUUACACGCCUGGAAAAUACUUUUAAUGUUGUACAACUUUAAUAAAAUGUCGGGCU
Messenger RNA from Zophobas morio, 1471 nucleotides. Its product is annotated as eukaryotic translation initiation factor 2A-like. The record is from RefSeq and is a predicted model, not a curated record. Gene Ontology annotation, molecular function: tRNA binding; protein binding; mRNA binding. NCBI's taxonomy places the organism in Eukaryota, Metazoa, Arthropoda, Insecta, Coleoptera, Tenebrionidae. Bases 123 to 1457 code for a protein of 444 amino acids. Gene Ontology annotation, biological process: translational initiation. The transcript has 17 exons. Gene Ontology annotation, cellular component: cytosolic small ribosomal subunit.